AAAAUUAAGCGCCAAGUCCACCAAUCAGAUCGUUCCUCCCGAUGCGAGUUGCGCGGAAACCCAUAAAAAUGUUAUGGGAACGAGAGUUUCCCUUCUAGUUGUUCCAUGGGAUAUCAGGUCACAUCAGGUGGUCAAAAAUCAUUGAGAAACGGUUACCAACGGUCGCGAUAGCGUUUCGAUCCCUCAGGUUUAGAACAGGACUAUCUUGGACGGGGCCCCAGGAUUUACGACGAUACAAUUAUUACCUAUAGACGACAGGCUUCGCCAAGAUGCGACCAGACUCGCGCAGCGUCUCGUUCACGUUUCACCGGGAGGUGCUAAGCGUGCGAAACUCGCCGGAGAUGAUGCGGAGCUCACGAAAUCUGCGUCAGCGUCUGCAAGAUCGAUUCGAGAAAGAUCGGGGAUCGUCUAACAACGAUGCGAAAGAGAAACCACAGAAGACAAAGGAUUCGACCGACCGGCCCUGGAACAAUAUCAGUCUUGGCAACGUAUCCGCGGAUUCGAGACGAGCGUUACGAAACGGUGCCGAGAAACUGUCCAGGACAAUAUCCUCCGUGCGUACUACUUUUGGCACAAUAUCUCAGAAAUUUAAGAGUUCCACACGUAGACGUCAACGACUGGAGGAACAACAGUCUCCAUCCAAUAUGCAGACACCUCAAACUCGUUCCCGUCAACUUUUAGGUCGCACACCGACUAAACUCUACAGUCCUUUUGGCAUCGAAUCACCGAGACAUGCCUGGAAUAAGGAGAAUGAAAUUAGCACGCCGGUACGUGCAGUACGUGCCUCAUCGCCAGAGUGCAACAUGCGUUAUAUACACUGUAGACCAUUUCGCUUCACAAAAGUAAAAGGAUUCUCCAUGUUGAGAUAAGAGAAGAGCCAGGAGCCUUCUCUUCAAAGUUACUGCAUGUCGAUCUCUCUUUCUUCCUAGCGAACGCAGCCAGGUUUGCGUGCCUUGUGUGCAACAACAUUUAUAUAUCGAGUAUAAUUUAUUUAUGUUCAGUCGCGAGCAACUCGCCGCAAGCGAUGCGAUUCCGUCAUUGAGGCAGAAAUGAUGUUUUUUUUUUAUACAAGUAGGAUAGGACGAGACUGUUCCAUCAGUUUCAAUCCUGUGAGUUUUCUACAAGUCUUUAUCUUUAAAUCUUAAGUCAUAAGAAAUUGAACAACCAUAAUCAAUUAUUCACAUUCUGUAACUAGUCAAUUUCUUACGGCUUAAGAUUAAAACCGAGAUAAUGGUUUACUGUAAAAAGCCAUUAAAGUCAAGGUUCUUAAAGACUAAUGUUUUUUUUUUUGACACACAUUGUGUUUGUUUUUAAAUAUGUUUUUAAUGCUUCAAAUAUGCAAUUAAGCAUGUUUUACACUUAUUUGAAACAUGCUUAAAACAUGGUUUUUUACCAACCCUGAUUAAAGUAAUAUAAAAUUUACGGCAGCAAACAAUACCUCUACAGUGACCUGCUCACAACUACUUUAUACAUUUAUCUUACCUUAAUCAUGAUUGCUUCUCGAAAGCACAAGAUCUUUACAUGUUCAAAAACACGAACACUAUCGCAAGAAAUGAAUGGGAAAGCCUCGCUCUAUCCUAAUAUUUAUAGAUAUGUUAGAAGAGAAGAGAGUGUACCUUUCAUAAUAUUUAUAUCAUUCCAUCGCUUUCUUCGCUUGCGUACAUCGCAAACUCUUUCUACUUUUUUACACAUAUUUA
Acromyrmex echinatior (Panamanian leafcutter ant) is the source of this 1697-nucleotide messenger RNA. RefSeq lists its product as hypothetical. Lineage: Eukaryota; Metazoa; Arthropoda; Insecta; Hymenoptera; Formicidae. The record is from RefSeq and is a predicted model, not a curated record.